UAAACUUGAUAUUUAUUUGACUUUGUCAGGAAAUGGAAAUUAAGAAAAUGGCCAAGGCUGGUAACAAAGAUGCUUGCAAGGUUCUUGCAAAACAACUUGUGCAAUUACAGAAACAGAAGACCCGUACAUAUGCUGUGAGUUCAAAGGUCACUUCUAUGUCCACCCAGGCUAAAUUAAUGAAUUCUCAAAUGAAAAUGGCUGGGGCCAUGGCCACAACAACAAAGACCAUGCAAACUGUGAACAAGAAAAUGGAUCCACAGAAAACCUUACAAACUAUGAAGGAUUUCCAGAAAGAAAACAUGAAAAUGGAAAUGACAGAAGAAAUGAUGAAUGAUACAUUAGAUGACAUUUUUGAUGAGUCUGGAGAUGAAGAAGAAAGCCAAGAUAUUGUGAACCAGGUGUUGGAUGAAAUCGGAAUUGAGAUUUCUGGAAAGAUGGCUAAUGCUCCAUCAGCAGCCAAAGGUCUACCCACAGCAUCCACAUCUAAAUCUCACAUCUCAGAUGAAGAAAUUGAACGGCAGCUGAAAGCUUUGGGAGUGGACUAGUUGACUUGGCUGUUAUUGGGGGAGGAGGAAAUAGUUGAUCAUAUGUGAAUAAUGCCUUUUACCUUGACUACAUGGAUCUACCUUAAAGGCACCAUUAGAUAAAUAAUGGAAGCAUCGUGGAUAUUCUUCUGUAACUUUUAACAAAAGUGCUUCUUUACAAGACUUGAAUUUAAAGCCACACUCUGCCAAACACUAUAAUCUGUUGCUGCUUUAAACUGAUGUUUUGAUUUUUGAAGUGGAAAUAAACAAUGUAUGGUUAGUAAUGUCUUUUGAUGCUUUGACAGGUAUAUAUCGAGCAUGGUACGUGUAUUUGGAUUGUUUGGUUUUACUUGUACAACAAACCAUUUAUUACUACAAGCUACAUUAAGAUCUAAUUCAUGAAAGUUACAUGCUAUUUUUGGGUUGAUGUGCUCUAGUAGCAUAUGAACAAUGCAAAAAUCAGCAUUGUUACUAAAGUUGGAUUCUAGUGUGGAUUGAACCUUAGUAGUACAAAACUCUUGUGGGUAGUCUGUAAUUCUGAUUUUUAAUGCUGCAUGUAGAAUAAUAAAGCUUCAGUAAAUCCAUAUUACAAAAAUAUAAUGGACCACAGAACAUGUCCUUGUCACUUUAUAAACAAGGCUAAUUUACUUUAAUCAGGGAAAACAAACCAUUGUCUGCUUUUUCUAGCAUUAAAAAUUAUCUAAACAUAUAUUCAAAUAUGUAGAUGCACGUAGCCCACAGCGAAAUACAGCUGGCAGAGUAAUUUAGCUUUACUGAUUGAAUCUUACAUUCUACAGCCUGGUAUCUACGGUGUAACAGCAAUCUAUGUAAUGACCUGGAGCUCAUUGCAAGACAUUCAAAUUAACACUUCACAACAUCCUUGCCGUCAAUAGACAUAACUUCGCUGUAGUAUAAUGACAGUAAAGAAAAACCAAUUAAAUUUCUUUAAACCAUUCCUUGGCAAUAAUUAAACUACUGUGGAUGUGGGAAAUCUGAAUAAGUACAGAGUGUUGCAAAUAUUCAGCAGGUCUGGCAGAUCAUGAGGAGGUAGUGGUGUCAUGGUAAUUUCACUGAGCUAGCAAUCCAAAACCCCAGGUUAAUGUUCUGGAGUCAAAAUUUCAAAUCCCACCAUGGCAAAUGGUGAAAUUUGAUUUUUUUUUUAAAUAAAAGCUAAACUAAUGACAACCACAUCACCACUGCCAUUUUUUUAAACUAUCUGGUUUAUUGAUGAGCUUUAGGGAAGGAAAUCUGUCAGCCUCCCCUGGUUUGGCCUACGUAUGACUUCCAGACCCACAGCAAUGUGGUUGAAACUUAACUGUCUCUGAUCAAUAAAUGCAAUACCCACAUCUCCUUCAUGGCUUUUAAAAAUCUUUGACUCUCUAGGCUUGUAUUUUCACUGAAUUCAAAACUUGUCUAUUGUAUAGAUCUGUAAAUAUGUCAAUAUUGUAUUCACUAUUAAUUGUGCUUUUUUUUGCCUGCUGCAAAAGAGCUUCUAGCAAAUUCUUGCCUCAAAGGUUUUAGUUGUCAUUUGAAAAAAAAACUAACUUAGUUGAAGUCAUUGGAAUAAUGAAAUAUUUGUGAACACAAAUUUUUAUUCCCAGGUUUUAAGUUAUUUUCACUUUUGGAUUUGUUCUUGGAAGUCAUUUGAAACUUGAUUAAUUUAAAGUUAUUUCAAUAUAAGUAAUUGAACUGGCAUUAACUUUCACUUAACUGAAAUCCCUUAAGUUUUUCCUUUUGCCAUUAUGAUGAAUUGUAGAGUAUCCUUUUAAGGAGGAUAACAAUUGUGCUAUAUUAAGUUUUACAGAUACCUUUACUUGUAUAGAAGAUAACUGGUGCCCUAAUUCUAUAACCUAUUAUACUGAUCAGAUGAAUAUAAUUCAGAACAAUAUGAUUACUCAAGUGCCUACUAAUACAUGUAUAGGUAGUUGUUUUAUGACAUUACAGCAACAAUACCAACUUUUUCUUUGAGAGGUAUAGUAGAAUUAAUAGAUUUCUCCGUGGCUUAUUUCAGUUACCAACUAACUUAAUACAAGAACAAUGGCCAAUAUUUUGUAACAUUUAAGGGAGCAUAGAGAUAAUCUGUGCUGAUGCAUUUUUCAAGUUCAUUCAAACUAAAAGUUGAACAUAGUGAAGACUACUGCAAAUUAUAUGUCACAACUAUUGGGAAGUGGAGAAAGCAAAUACUCUCAGUUAUAGCCUUAGACAUUUUGUUUUAAGAUUGUGCAGGUGGUGUUUGGUGUAUUCUUAUUAAUUGUGCAUUUUUCUCAAGUGAUUCAAAAAGUUUUUUUUGAGAUAAUGGUAGCUAAUAGGUUUAACUAAACUAUUUUUUAGAUAUAUGAAAUUGGGUAUUUGAAAAGUAAUUUAUAAUUCUGAUUUUGUCGCUUUUAUGCAAAGGUUAACAUUUAUUACCAUACAUUUGUAUGAUUUCCAGCUUAACUUUAAAUAAUGGAGUUUUUAAACAUAUACUGCACUGUUCUCCUAGUACUGACAAAUGCAUCGUCAGUAAUACAAUAAUUGGAGCAUUCAAAGCAGUAUUUAAGGAUUAUGAUACAUUUGUACUGUUGGAAUGUUUUCCUUUCUUUUGGCUCUUGAUUUACUGAUUGUUUAAAACUGUUUUCAAAGAUCAAGAGAAGGAACAGAAGUUUUGUAUUUAGACAAAAGGUACAUAACUUAAAAAUUAGUGCACUGGUUCAUUUGCAAAAAUAAAGUGUGAGAGAUCUUGAAACCUG
Messenger RNA from Chiloscyllium plagiosum (whitespotted bambooshark), 3253 nucleotides. NCBI's taxonomy places the organism in Eukaryota, Metazoa, Chordata, Chondrichthyes, Orectolobiformes, Hemiscylliidae. The record is from RefSeq and is a predicted model, not a curated record.